AUGGCUACUAAAUUAGAGAUGACUUACACUAAUGAAGAGGUUCCCCUGGAUCGUAUGUGUGGCACCCGUGACUACAUGUCACCGCAAAUGUUCAAAAAGAAAUACUUAGAACGUAUUGCUCUCUGCUGCAACUGGGAACGUCUUACCGCGGUGAGAAAAUCGCUCACAGUUACGCUUUGGACGUUCCAGAUCAACGGACUGCUCAUGUCUUUUGUCACCAUCGACUACUAUCCCCAUAAUGUCACUUCUUCCGUGUAUAUCUACCAUAUUCAAUUGUGA
Molecule: messenger RNA, 279 nt
Organism: Ostertagia ostertagi
Lineage: Eukaryota; Metazoa; Nematoda; Chromadorea; Rhabditida; Trichostrongylidae
Source: the annotation of a GenBank genome assembly